AUGAACUCUUCUCAAUCAGCUCCGAUAUCGAUGAACAAGUUGUACAUAGGAAACCUACCGGCCAACGCCAAUAAGACGCAGAUCAAGAAGCUGUUUAUGACUCAGAACUUGUCCUGCACCAACAUCGUGGUCAACGAAGGCGGAUACGCGUUCGUGAACUGCCCAGAUCAAUCUGCGGCCGACAAGGCGAUCGACGUGCUCAACGGAUACAAGUUUAAUGGGUCGGUUUUGAUGGUGGAGCCUUCCGUGGCGUCAAGUAAAAAUUGCUACAAGUUACCCAGGAGCACUAACUAUCGUGGCUGGAAGGGACGAGAGCGAUAG
Molecule: messenger RNA, 321 nt
Organism: Aethina tumida (small hive beetle)
Lineage: Eukaryota; Metazoa; Arthropoda; Insecta; Coleoptera; Nitidulidae
Product: insulin-like growth factor 2 mRNA-binding protein 3-A
Exons: 1
Coding region: 1-321 (106 amino acids)
Cellular component (GO): nucleus; ribonucleoprotein complex; cytoplasm
Molecular function (GO): mRNA binding
Source: RefSeq, a predicted model, not a curated record